Paramormyrops kingsleyae is the source of this 666-nucleotide messenger RNA. The record is from RefSeq and is a predicted model, not a curated record. Lineage: Eukaryota; Metazoa; Chordata; Actinopteri; Osteoglossiformes; Mormyridae.
AUGGUUGAGCGGUAUGUAGAGCAGCAAACUGCUGUCUACUCCGCUCUAACAGAGCGGGCCCUCAAAAACAAGGAGAUUGCCAACCUGUGUGACCAAGAGGUCAGUGUAGGGGAGAAGGUGAUAGAGAUUAUGAAGCCUUUGAAGACCAUCGCUACAAUACUGAGCACUGAAACAACACCAUCAGUUUCAAUGAUCCUACCCCUCAAAACAAUGAUCCUAAAGUCCAUGGAACAAAAAGAUGACGACACUCCUACUGCCAGAGAAAUCAAGCAAGACAUCAGUGAAAACUUGCAAAACAGAUACUCUGACCCUGCUCUGCAGGACUUUCUUCACAAGUGCACUGCUCUUGAUCCAAGAUCAAGAAACUUCCUCAUUUGGAUCCUGCCUGUCAUCAAAAAAUCUAUGAAAAUCUCAUCAAAGAAAUUCAGAGCAAUACAGAACAGGAUGUGAGUGAAUGCACUACAUAUACCAGCCCAUCAACUUCACAGGCCAGUCCAGCUCCAGUGACAUCACAGCCAGCAUCUUCCCCUCCUACAAAGACGUCAGCCAUGGCUGAACUUUUUGACCCACUUUUUCAGUCUGGUCAGAGGAGUUAAGCCUGACUUGAAGCAGCAGUUGAGGGAGGAAGUGUAUGUCUACAUGGCAAAAGAAUGUGUUUCAGUCGAU